AUGCAUGAACAGACAAUAAACAGCGUGAAAGGAAAAAAAACAAAUUUGAAAAAUGAAAGGAAUGUAAUAAAAGAUAUAUUAUUAAUUACAGUCGUAGGAAUAAUAGUAAGAAUAUUUUGUAUAGUAUAUACAAUAAUAUGUAGUAGACUUAUAAAUAAUUAUAAGUUUAAUUUGGAUUUAUUAUGUUAUGGAAAUGAAGGAAGUUUAUGGGAAUAUAUUAAAUAUUUUUCAUAUUGGGAUGGAGAAUAUUUUUUAAAAUUAUCACUUAAUGAAACAGAAUAUAAAUAUGAGCAUAAUCAUGCUUUCUUUCCAGCAUUACCCAUACUAUUAAGAAUUAUAAAAAAACUAUUAAAACAAAUAUUUACAAAUAUUACAAACUCUUGCUCAACUUAUGUUUUUUUAGCUAUCGUUACAAAUUUAUUUUUUUUCACUAUUGCUACUAUUGGUAUUUAUUUAUUCCCAUUAAUUUAUUUUCAAAAUGUAGAAAGAAAGGAAGGAGAGCAAGAUGGCAAUAUAAAAAAGGUUGAGGAAAAACCUGAUGACAAUUCAUUACAUGGCACACUAAAUAAAGACAAUUGCUAUUACUUAUACCAUAUAGAUAGCUGGGAAGAGUGUAAACGAUUUAGUUUUUUUUUGUCUUUAUUAUACAUAUUUAGUGUUGGGAAUAUACACACAAUCUCUUUUUAUAAUGAAAGUAUUUUUAGUUGUUUUUCAAUAUGGGGGUUUAAUUUUUUAAAAUUAUCAAUAAAUAAUUAUAAGUUCAAUUUUAUUUUUGAAAUAUUAGCAGUAAUGUUUUUUUUUAUAGCUUCUUGUUUUAGAUCAAAUGGCAUACUAUUUUUAAUACCACUUUUUUUUUAUAAUUUAUAUUUAUGUAAAUUUGUUAGACAUUGUGUUAAGCCAUGGAUAGUGAAUGUAGAAGACUGUCAUAAUAAUAAAGAACUUGUGUGUGAUGAAAAUAAAAUAUUUUCUUAUUUUUUCAGCCAAAGAAGAAUUAUAUCCUUUUUAAUAUUUUGGUUAAAAGCAUUAUGUGAAGCAUUAAUUAUAAUAUUCCCACUUUUAAUUUUUCAGUUUUAUUCAUAUCAUUUAUAUUGUAUAAAACAUGAUGAUUUAUGGAUAAAUAAAAAUAAAAAAUUUUAUUUUUUUUUGAUAAAUUUUUUUAAAAAUCCAAUCUCAUAUUUUAAUAUAGGAAGUUAUAAUAAUAUACAAAAAAUAAAUAGACCAUGGUGUGAAAAAGUUAUACCUUUUUCUUAUAGUUAUAUACAGAAAAAUUAUUGGAAUGUAAAAUUUUUAAAAUUUUUAUUUGACCCAGAUUUUAAAAUAUUUUAUUCAGCACCUAUAUAUUUUAUAUCAUAUCAUAGUAUAAUUCAAUUUUUUAAAAAUAAUAAAUUUUACCUUCUCAAAAUAUCGGUUUUAUAUAACCCAUUUUUUAUGACCAUAGCACAUUUGUUUUUUUUGACAACUUACAUAUUCUUAUUUGCCCACAACGAGAUUAUAUUGCGAUUAAUUUUAGGCUGUCCCGUUUUUUACUUGCAUUAUGCAUAUUUAUUAAAAUAUUCUAAUAAAUGGAAUUUUCUUUUAUUCAUUAAUUUAUUAUAUUUUUUUGUGGGGCCACCAUUAUUUGGAACAUUUAUAGCUUGGACAUAG
Plasmodium vinckei vinckei is the source of this 1644-nucleotide messenger RNA. Its product is annotated as GPI mannosyltransferase 2, putative. NCBI's taxonomy places the organism in Eukaryota, Apicomplexa, Aconoidasida, Haemosporida, Plasmodiidae. Bases 1 to 1644 code for a protein of 547 amino acids. The transcript is spliced from 2 exons. Gene Ontology annotation, cellular component: mannosyltransferase complex; endoplasmic reticulum membrane. The record is from RefSeq and is a predicted model, not a curated record. Gene Ontology annotation, biological process: GPI anchor biosynthetic process. Gene Ontology annotation, molecular function: alpha-1,6-mannosyltransferase activity; GPI mannosyltransferase activity.